This is a messenger RNA of Schistosoma intercalatum, 6358 nucleotides long. NCBI's taxonomy places the organism in Eukaryota, Metazoa, Platyhelminthes, Trematoda, Strigeidida, Schistosomatidae. The record is from the annotation of a GenBank genome assembly.
CAGAGAUGAAAAUGAAAAAAAACUUGUGAAUUACCACUACUACUAUUAUUACGACGACAUGGUUAUAUGGUGAUUAUUUGUCUUUUAAAUCAUAACAUUUACUAACAACAACAAAAAAAAAAGCGGAACAUAAUAAAUGGAAAUCAAUAAUUAUUGGAAUAAAACAAGAGAAAAAAGAUGUUUGAUCUUAAAUGUUUUAAACUGAAUGGAUAAAUUCAUAUAUAUAUAUAUAAAUGGAUAUACAAAAACUGUAAAAUUCACUUAAAUCUACAUUUAAUCAUAAAUCAUAAUGUCAUCGAAAUUCAAAAAGGAUUCCUACAAUUUAAAACAUCCACCUUUCAUAGCAACACCACCACCACCCCCACCACCGUCAUCAUCAUCGUCACCAUCAUCUUUAUUAAAUAAACAAAAUAAAAAAAUGAUUAAACGUUCAGUGACAUUUGAACAAAGCAUAAAUUCAAAAUCAUUGUUAUCUUCUAUGACUUCUACCUCUUCAUCAUCAUCAUCUUCGUCUCCAAUCUCACACUGUUGUACAAAUUUAUGUAAUAAACAAAAUACUUAUACAUUUUCAUAUUUAUUACGUGUUAAUCCUCCAAUAUUACCCGGUGAUAUAUUGAAUUAUUUAGGAUUUACUAAAUCUACUUCAGCAACAACAACAUCAACAACAACAACAACAUCUACACCUAUCUUGUCAAGAUCAAAUGUCAAUGCAAAUUCAACUGGAAAAGUCAAAGUCAUUAUCUGCAUAAAUCAAGAAUAUAAUAAUCGUAAUCAUAAUCAUAAUAAUCAAGGUUUAGCGAUAACGGCCACAACAGCAUUGAAUACAAUUGGGAGUUUAUUAUCAUCAAAUAAUCCUUUAAAUACUAUACAUUUAAAAGUGAACAAAAAUACUUGUGAUUUUUCAUCGAAUUCAUCUUCAUCAAGUUGUAUUCAAAUUGAUGAGAAUAAAAGAAUUAUUACAUUGUUAGAUCCUACACCAUCACGUCGUAGACGAGGAAUUGGUGGCGUCGUAAGAAAUUAUAAAUUUGAUAAUAUUGUAACACAGGAUACAUUGAAACGAGAAUUUUAUACUAUGGUUCUCAAUGAUGCUUUAUCUGCUGUGUUGAAUGGAAAAGAUAGUUGUAUACUAACUAUUGGACAUAAAGCUACUGGUAAAACACACUCAAUGAUUGGUUAUGAUUACUCACCAAUGGAAUGUGGUAUUAUUCCAUGUGGAAUAAGUUGGUUAUAUCAAUUAUUAAAUUAUCAAAAACAAUGGUAUAAUACACGAUUUUCUAUAAGAAUAUCAGCUGUUGAAAUUACUGGAUUAAAUGAAGAAGUUCGUGAUUUAUUAGCAAAUACAAAAGCAUCAUAUGAUGAAGAAUAUUCUGAUAAAUCACCAAGUCAUUAUUUACAAACAACAAAUAGACCAAUGCAACAGAAGAAUUCAACUUCUUCUUCAUCAUCAUCAUCAUCAUUCAUGAAUAAAAUUAGUCUGGGAACAAAUUAUGAAAAGGCACAAACAAUUUCUGCUCAUAUGAUUGAUAAAUUAUCACAUCUAUGUGAAUUACGUGCAUCAACAGCUGAAAAAGCCGCUUAUCUACUUGAUACAGCAUUAUCAAAUCGUACAGUACAUAAUUGUAAUCAUUUAUCCGGUCUAUCACAUAUGUUAUUUACAUUACAUUUAUAUCAAUGUAAAUUAGAGAAUAACAGCAGUGAAAUGAGUAUUUCCGGUGGUAGAACGAAAUUUCAUUUCCUUGAUUUGGGUUGUGGAAGAUAUGGACAACAUUCAAUUCAUGUAAACAAAUGUGUUGAAGCAGAAAAUAAUUCAAAUUUCAAUAAUCAUUCAAAAUUCAAUAAAAAUGGAAACACUAACAAUACUACUAAUUCCCAUUCUCCUACUUCUAGUGAUAGUAAUAAUGUUUCGAAAUUUUCAACUUCAGAAGAUUCACUGUCCAAUUGUACAACUAACCUUAAUCAAGAAUUAAAGUCUAUAGAAUAUAGAACACUUUCAAAAGCUCUUUCUUUAUCUGGUAUUGGUAGUGUUUUAUUAGCUUUAUUAACUGGUCGACGACAAUUACCAUAUCAUGAUUCUUCACUUACUUAUUUAUUACGUGAAGCAAUAACUGGCAAUCAAAUUCAACCAUGUAUCUUAGCUCAUAUAUCUGAAAAUGUACAAUAUUAUACAGAAACAUUACAGGUUAUACAACUUGCUACGGAAAUUAAUCGUCUUAGACGUCGUAAAAUUGUUAUCAAUCAUAUUGGUACAUUAACUAAAGAUCAUGAACUAUCAUUACCAUUAUCAUUGAAUGCUUGUAAAAGUCAAGAGGAAAUUGGUUCAUCAACAUCAAACGAUACAGAUACUGAUUUUCUACGUGUAAAUCAAUCAAAACAUCUACAUAGACGACCAAGACUUGGUCGAUUAUCAUAUGCUAGAUCAUUAGGAUCAUGUAGUUCUGAAUUAGAUUGUACAUCAAGUGGUGAACAAUCCUGUGAUACAGUAAUUUAUGUUGGAAAUAAUAAAUUAUUACAAGGUGAACGUCGUCUAAGUGAUAGUCGUAUUACAUCAUAUUCUAUUAAAAAACUAGGUCCAAGAGGAUUAGCUGAUGGAAGUAUAGAUAUAAUGGAUAAAACACACAGUUGUAGAGGAUCAUCAGAAUUAAUAGCUUUGAAUGAUGAAACACUUAAGCAACAUUCAAUGGAUCAGAAUCAACAUACUGAAUUCCCAAAUAUGAAUAAUUUAAUAACAAUUAAACGAAUGAUUCCUAGAACAAAUGCAACUGUAUGGCCUCGUAUUAUGAAUAGAACAAAAUCUAGAAAAUUUUUACAAUCUUUAACAACAGCAACCACAACAUCACCAUCAUCAUCAUCAUCACCAACUUCAAUGAAAACAUCAGAAAUGAUAACGAAUAAUAAUAGAAUUGAAGAAACUUGGAUUGAUGGUCCAAAUGUAUCAUUAUCAUCAUUGGUUAAACAAAGAAAUGAUAUUGUAAAUUUAUCAAAUUAUAAAGAUAAUUCAUUUAUGAGUGAAAUGAAUAAUUCUUCACAACCGUCGUUGCCGUUACCGCCGACACCGACACCGACACUGACACCGCCACCGCCACCACCACCAUCCUAUCAUAAUGUUGUGCAUAAUUUGAUUAAAGAUCAUAUUAAAACAUCAUUUCUAUCAAAUACAGAGGAAUUAUGCGAACAAAUGAAAGAGGAACCAAUUAUAAAUUCAACUGAAGCGCAAAAUAUACACACUACAUCUAUGCAUAAAUCAAUUCAAAAUUUUAACACGACUUCUACUACUUCUACCACUACUACUACUACUACUGAAAAUCAUUUCAGUAGUAAUUCAAUGAAUAGAUCAUUUUCUACAUUAGAUAAUAAUCCAACUGAUAAUAUACCAAGAGCAUUAUCUGAUAUAUCCGAAUGUACCGAAGAUGCUGAAACAAUUCAUGAAUCAAAUUCAAUAAAACAAUCUAUGAUUAAUUUAUCAUUAAAAGAUGAAUUAUCAACUAAUUUGUUAACAACUAAUUUAUUAACAUUUGAUAAUUUAUAUACAAGUUGUUGUCAAUUGUCAAUAAGUAGUAUGUUGAAUGAAAAACAAAAAAAUACAGAUUAUAAUAUUUCUAGUCUUUCUACUAUGAUGAAUACUACUACUACUAAUAAUAAUAAUACUAGGCCUACAGAAGUAUUACUUGAUAUUGGAAGACAAAUCCGUGAAGCAUCAAAGUGUAAUAAUUACACAAUUCCAACAUCUUAUGUAACAACUGUAAAUGUACCUCAGUAUUUAAAUCAUUUAAAUGAAGAUGAAGAAUUAAUGUUAAACAUGAAUAAUACUAAAUCAACAUUAUUAAAUCAAGAAUUUGUCAAUCAAUUAAAACAACCUAUUACUAUCCAUGAUAUGGUUAAUACAUCAAAUUCAGAGAAUCGAAUUUCUUUAUCACCAAGUAUGAAAUUUAUAGAGAACAAUGAAGCUAAUGAUAAAAACAUUUCACAAUCCACUAUUGUUCCCUUUAAUCUAUCGAUCAAUGAUCAAUGUCAACAACAAUCUAAUCAACAAGAUCAUUGUAGUCAUAAUCAACUGAAAUGCCAACAUUUAACACGAUCAAGAUUGAAUACACCAGAAGUUGAUAGGAAAUUGACAAAUAGCUUAUUACAUAAUAGCAGUAAUAAUGAUAAUAAUAAUAAUAAUAGUUAUAGUAUUAAUAAUCAUAAUGUUUCAACUCAUAUUACUAGUAAUACUCUUAAUAAUUCAUUAUUUCGUGUUGCUGAAUGGGUCAGUUCAAUUAGUACACCACAUUCAUGUCAAUUAAUUGAUUUUGAUAAUACAAUCAAUUGUUCAUUAUGUAAUAAUGGUUAUAAGAAGAGUAACAAUAAUGUUAAUGAUAUUACCACUAAUACUACUACUAAUGAUAAUACUACUAAUAAUCAUAUCAGUAGUAAUAAUUCAUAUCAAUGUUUAAAUGAUUCAUGUUCAAAUAUGAUCACUAAAAAGAAUUCAAUAAAAUCACAUUUAAUAAAAGAAAAAAAUUAUUCAAAUUAUUCUAUUCAUUCAAUAACACCAUCCACAUUGAAUGAUUCGGCAAUUGGUUCAUUAAAUUAUACAAAACAAAAUGAUUCAUUAAUGAAUUCAAUGUAUCGAUUAAAAUUCAAUGAAACAUUGGAUAAUAGACAAGGAGUUUCAUUAUAUAAUUCAUCUCCAUCAGUUCCUCCUCCAUCACUUUUAUCUAAUAAUAAUGAUACAAAUCUACAUUUCUAUUCAUCUCAUCCUAAUAGAUCUGAAAAUAUUUGUAAAAUUCCUCAAUCUUAUUCUACUCCAAUAUUUUUAUCAUUAGAAGAAACAAAACAAUUUCCAUAUAAUUACCAAUCGCCUACAUUGAAUACAUCAGAUGUAAUUAAUCAGUUGAAUAAUGAAACGGUUAAUAAUGGACAAAUAAGCCAAAAUCAAAUGAGCAAUUUAAAUGUCUUACAUAAUCAUAAUUAUUAUUAUCAUCAGCAUCAUCAGCAUCAACAUCGUAAUUGUCAUCCCCAAACAUAUGAAAACGGAAAUAAUAAUAAUAAUACUCAUGGUCAUAAUAUAUCACCUAUAUGUACAUCAAAACAAACAUAUUGUACAGAAUUCUAUCAGCAAUCAAUAAAUUUCGAUCAACAACAAAGACAAGAACAUGAACAUAAAUCUAUUCAUCAUCAUCAUCAUCAACCUCAUAUUUUUGAUAAAUUUACUACUAGUAUAGCUACUACUAGUAAUACUACUACUACUACUACUACUACUACUACUACUACUAUGAAAGAAUUCAGUAGUUUAGUGAAUCAAACUAAUGAAGAAAAAACUAGAAUGAAAUUAUCAUUAAAAUUUUUAACUUUACCAUUAUUUCGUUUACUUAGAAAAGGGAAAAAAGAAAAUCUUCAUAAAAUUCAAUAUGAAACUAAUAAGAUGAUUGUUCGAAAUGAACAAAACUUAUGUAUUCAUAAUAAUAAUAAUAAUAAUAAUAAUAGUAAUAAUAAUAGUAAUAAUAAUAAUGGUAAUAGUAUGAAUAAAGCUGAACCGAUAAAAUUAACUUCUUUCAGCACCUCAGCUUGUCAGAAUUCAUUGAAUUCUAAUGAAAAAUCAAAUCAAUUAUCAUCUACUCUAUGUGAUCAUUAUAAUUAUCAUCAUUAUCACCAUCCUAUCCCUACCCCUCAUCCUCCUCCUCUCCCUCCCCUUCCUCAUACAAUGAGUCUUCCUUCAAAUUUAUUUGUUAAUAAUAAUAAUAAUCCUUCAACUACUAUGAUAGUUACAUAUUCUAUAAAUCAAUUUAAUCAAAAUUUAAAUAAUCAAUAUUCAAUAAAUGAUCAUUUAAUAACUAAUUAUAAUCAACAAAAAUCUAAUCAAUAUAAAUCAAUACAAAAUCAAUAUAAUCAUAAUCAAUAUGAAUUAUGUCAUAUAGAAAAUAAUCAAUUCAAUCAAUAUAAAAAUAAUAAUCAUUUAAGUUUAUCAAAUAGUUCAUCUAAUGGAUUUAAUGGAAUCAGUGGAAAAUUGUCUGCAUCAGUAUGUCGAUCAUCUCGUCGAAGUGGUGGUGGUUGUACCCUUGGCGGUGGCAGUGGGGGCGGCGGACCAUCGAGUAGUGGUUAUGAAAGUAUGCAUACCGGUGCCAGUGAAUUGUCUUUAUCUCAUCAAGAUUCUGCAAGUGAUUGUUCUGGACAUGUUAAAGAAAUUCUUACAAGGCGCCCAUCCUUAGAUAAAUAUCGUCGAAGAUGUAAUAGUCAACAUCAUCAUCAUCGUCAUCAUCAUCAUCACCAUCAUCAUUCUAAGAAUGUCUAUCAACAUCAAUACCUAGAUGAACAUCAUUUACAAUAUUUAAAUACAACCAGUCGAAUACUUCAGUCAAAUAAUAUUAAAAAUGAAUGA